This is a messenger RNA of Cydia fagiglandana, 1486 nucleotides long. Its product is annotated as loricrin-like. NCBI's taxonomy places the organism in Eukaryota, Metazoa, Arthropoda, Insecta, Lepidoptera, Tortricidae. The coding region runs from base 188 to 637 and encodes 149 amino acids. The record is from RefSeq and is a predicted model, not a curated record. The transcript has 2 exons.
UAUUAUACCCAGACGGCAUGUUCACUUGUUUGUUUCAUACUGUGUCAGAAGUUGUUGAAUAAAAGACACGUAUGCGAUACUAACUUAAAACUAUAAUGGAUUUAAAAAAAUACUUUAGUUUUAAAAAUCAAUACUUACGGUGUUGCGACAUUAUUCUUUAAUUUUUGCACAUAAGUGUACUUAAAUAAUGGAUGGCCCCCCAGGUCCGCCCUGGUUUUUUUGGUUAUUUGUGGCAUUUAUUGCUUCGGUUGGAUUUGGAAGUUUCCUCAUGGCAAUCAUUCGAGCGUGCCAAACCUGCUGUAGCGACCAGUCUAAGCCUCACUUGAACCAGACCCGCAGAGGCCGUUACGUGACCAACAGACCUUCAGACAUGGAGAGUGGUUUUAGCCCCGGCAUUGACGCGCCACCAGCCUACGAUGACGUCAUGUUCAGCGGUGGUGACAGUUGGGGAGGCGGUGACACCGGCGGUUGUGACCCUGGAGGUGGUGAUAGUGGCGGCGGUUGUGACACUGGAGGUGGUGAUAGUGGCGGUGGUUGUGACAGUGGGGGUGGCGGUGGUUGUGACAGUGGGGGCGGUGGUGGUUGUGACAGUGGGGGCGGUUGUGACAGUGGUGGAGGAGGAGGUGGUGUUGAUUAGUAUUUUUAAGAAUAUAUUUCUAUUUUGUAACUUUAUUUAUGGUAUAAAUAGUCCGUGUACAGGCACAACAUGUUUCAUCACACAGAAUGAAAUAAACUAGACAGGCCAAUUCGAAAGGACAUUUAUCACUCGUGUUCGUCUCGUUCGCGCUAAUACAUGUACGAACAAGCCCGAGCAAAAUGAACGCGCAAAUGAUAACUAACUGAUACCAGUUAUAUAUCGUUGUGAUGACAAAUGUAAGUACGUUCGAAUUGACCUGUUGAAUUUAAAACAAAAUGAAUGGCAUUAUGGAAUUACAAUGUGGUUAGUUUCGCGUUUUAAAGUGACUAAUAUCUGCAGCUUGGUUCCAAAAAAUAAUUUGGCUUUAAAAGUUUGAUGAAUCUGAAGAAAUAUGAAUCUGCAGUGUUAGCUUAAAUAUAUGUCAUCAUCAUCAUCAUCAUCUCAGCCUAUAUACGUCCCACUGCUGGGCACAGGCCUCCUCUCGAGCGCGAGAGGGCUUGGGCUAUAGUCCCCACGCUAGCCCAAUGCGGAUUGGGGACUUCACAUACAACUUUGAAUUUCUUCACAGAUGUAUGCAGGUUUCCUCACGAUGUUUUCCUUCACCGAAAAGCGACUGGUAAAUAUCAAAUGAUAUUUCGUACAUAAGUUCCUAAAAACUCAUUGGUACGAGCCGGGGUUUGAACCCGCGACCUCCGGAUUGUAAGUCGCACGCUCUUACCGCUAGGCCACCAGCGCUCUAAAUAUAUGUACAGCAAGUAUAUUAAAUGCUCUCUAUAGGAAUUACUGCCGAUGGUUAAUAAAGUACAUAUUUAAAGCUUAAUUUUGAAAUACCAAUUUAUUGAGUAGUGA